Messenger RNA from Salvelinus sp. IW2-2015, 1198 nucleotides. Its product is annotated as plasma membrane ascorbate-dependent reductase CYBRD1. NCBI's taxonomy places the organism in Eukaryota, Metazoa, Chordata, Actinopteri, Salmoniformes, Salmonidae. Gene Ontology annotation, molecular function: oxidoreductase activity. The record is from RefSeq and is a predicted model, not a curated record. Gene Ontology annotation, cellular component: lysosomal membrane.
UCCUCAAAUCACUUCCUUCAUUAAUCUAGUGUUGGCGUUCGCGCUGUUAGAGAUGGCGAUGGAGAAUUUCAAGCAGUUCCUGUUCGCUUUGUCCGCUGCGGUUACCGUUGGUUUUGUCUCGAUAAUUUUUGUUUUGAGAUGGGUUUUCUACUUCAAGGAAGGUUUAGCAUGGGAUGGAGGACUGGCCGAAUUCAAUUGGCACCCGGUUUUAAUCGUUACCGGGUUCAUUUUUAUGCAGGGAAUUGCCAUUGUCGUGUAUAGGUUGCCAUGGACCUGGAAGUGCAGCAAGUUAAUGAUGAAGUUUAUUCAUGCUGGCUUAAACAUACUGGCCUUCAUUUUYGCUGCCAUAUCUCUGGUAGCAGUAUUUGACUUCCACAACGCACAAAACAUCCCCAACAUGUACAGCCUGCACAGCUGGGUGGGGCUAGCAGCUGUGAUACUUUAUUCACUACAGCUUGUCCUGGGAGUGUGUAUAUACCUGAUACCCAUCACCCCGACAUACCUGAGAGCCGCGUUUAUGCCCCUGCACAUCUACAGUGGCCUGUUCAUCUUUACCAGUGUCAUAGCCACUGCACUUAUGGGCAUCACAGAGAAGCUCAUUUUUGGCCUGAAAAAUCCCAGUUACAAAGACUCUCCCCCAGAGGCCACCUUUGUGAAUGUGCUGGGAGUACUUAUAGUUAUUUUUGGAGGAAUCAUCCUCUGGAUCGCUACUCGCCCCUCUUGGAAACGCCCCAGUGAGCAGGUCCUGCGCUCCCCGCCUACUAACGGGGGUGGGUCAGUUGGCACCAAAGUGUCUCAACAAACUGACCCGAUUGACCCCAAAGGCAAUGGAGAUGCCAGAAGAAGGAGUGGUAAAUUGGAGGACUCCGGACAGGUCAACUGAGUAACAUGAAAUCCAACUGCUGAUUCUGUCUGUCUGUUGAUGCUUUAAAAAGUUGCAUUUAUCUACUGGCAUUCCCUCAGCAAAUGUAAACCUUUGUUCCAAAUAGCACCUUGAGGAAUUGUUUCCAACAGUUCCAGAAUGUUGAUCUUUAAACAGUUUUUUUAUUUGAUGUAAUUGAAUGUAAUGGACAAUGAUUUGAUAAAGGAUUUAACUAGCCUAUUGAAGAUUAGACAGAUUAUCAAAUAUACUGAACAAAAAUAUAAAUUCAACAAUGUCAAAUUUUUUACUGAGUUACAGUUUAUACAAGGAAAUCAG